AUCAGCGCCAUCAUGCUGGGGGGCAGGCCGGCGGUGCCGAAGAAGCUCUCGGUGACGCAGCAGGCGCUGCUGAAGCUGCACAAGAUCAAUGCGCGCGGGGCGUUCCUGGUGGUGAACGCGCUGCUGCUGCUCGUGGUGUUCUACACGUCGCGCCGCUUCCCGCACAAGUUCGUGCGCGUCCAAGGCGACUGCGACUCCAACUGGCUGCACGUGGACGCCCCCGAGGGGUCUGAGACCACGUGCUGCAACAAUGAGGCGGGGGGCUACGAGGACGCGCCUUGCUACACCGGCAUGGACCUCAUGCCCGUGCUGGGCUCGAUGCAGGGAGCGUGGGCCAUUCCGCUGUCGGCUCUGGUGUUCAACUACGGCUCCAUGAUGCUGGGGCCGAACGUAACCAUGCCUCGCGUCCGCGUGUACGUGCGCCGUGGGCUGCUGUACGUAGCGGUGAUGGCGCUGCGCACUGUCGUGUUGUACAUGGGCCUGGGGCUGCUGGAGAAGCGGCUCUUUAUGGGUCACUCGGACCAUGCCUGC
Messenger RNA from Phytophthora sojae, 531 nucleotides. RefSeq lists its product as hypothetical. The record is from RefSeq and is a predicted model, not a curated record. Lineage: Eukaryota; Oomycota; Peronosporomycetes; Peronosporales; Peronosporaceae. The transcript is spliced from 3 exons. The annotation marks the transcript as partial.